AUGAAGUAUUUACCGCUGCAAGAUUUCGAUGCCGUCACUGGCGCUCUCAACUUCAACACCCCUGAUUGCAAUGUCACUGGUGGAUGCGAUCUGUAUACAACGAAGUCGACCGGUUCCGACAAAAAACUAUACAAGAACAUCGACAAGGACCUAAGCUCACAACAUGCUGCGCUGCUGAAACUGGGCGCCAGCUUGUCCCCGCCAGACCGCGAAGCCAUGCUGGCAACGUCCCCCAAUAUGCAAAUGUUCUCGCACUCGAGCGCGUUUGGUCCCCUGUCGGAGCUCUCAAGUCGCCGCACGUUUGCCUAUCUGAUCGCGACGCUGAACGCGAGUCAUCAGCACUACGACUUCUCGCACGUCUUGAGACCCGGCGACUUCAAGAAGGAGAGGAAUUUGCGGCGGGUGAUGGGAAACCUGGACUCGAUCCUGCAGAAUGUCAGACCGCAUGUCGAGGCUCGCCCAAUCGAGCAGGCCACAUCUUCGGAGACCAAGCCGGUGUGGGGCCCACACUGCUGGUCCAAGAUCGAUAAGGAGAUGCGCCUGAAUGAGUGUACCGUCUUCAGCUACAACCCUGAUGUCGACCCAUUUGAGGAGGACGAGUCUGCAAUCUGGGCCGCUCAUUACUUCUUCUUCAACCGCGCAUUGAAGCGAGUCGCCUAUCUCUACGUGCGAGUCGUCCCUGUCGUUUCCUCACAAUCACCGCGCCUGCAACCGACGCUUUCCGGUUCUGUAAAGCGGACGCGGAGUACCCAUUUUGAUGCAUCGGGUGCAAACAAGCGCGCGAAGUACUGGCUCGGUAACCGUGACGCUGAGCUCGUGGCGCCCGACGAAGACGACGAGCAAAGCGACGGCUUCCUCUGGAAUCGGGGUGCCGACGGUGACUUGGUCCCGUUUUCUGACGAUGACUACACUGAAGAGCGCUUCUUCUACGACGAAGAAGAAGACGACGAGACCGAUUCCGACCCGAAGAGUCCGGUACGGCGCAUGAGCGAGGACGUCGUGGCCCACAUGGAGAUCUAA
Messenger RNA from Colletotrichum spaethianum, 1020 nucleotides. RefSeq names its product required for respiratory growth protein 9, mitochondrial. Gene Ontology annotation, biological process: negative regulation of transcription by RNA polymerase III. Lineage: Eukaryota; Fungi; Ascomycota; Sordariomycetes; Glomerellales; Glomerellaceae. Gene Ontology annotation, cellular component: nucleus. Gene Ontology annotation, molecular function: RNA polymerase III core binding. The record is from RefSeq and is a predicted model, not a curated record. Bases 1 to 1020 code for a protein of 339 amino acids. The transcript is spliced from 2 exons.